Molecule: messenger RNA, 973 nt
Organism: Myzus persicae (green peach aphid)
Lineage: Eukaryota; Metazoa; Arthropoda; Insecta; Hemiptera; Aphididae
Exons: 6
Coding region: 140-904 (254 amino acids)
Source: RefSeq, a predicted model, not a curated record
UCUUCCAGUUCACCUGUGUACUCGUCUUGCUGUCCAGUUUAUCUCGUCCUUUCAAAUAUUUUGAUUUUAUUCCAAUAAUCAUUUAUUUGACUUACAUUUCUUUGUCAUUUCUAUUGGAUUGAAUUUUUCCUUCAAAACCAUGAAGUCGACAAUAGCAGUGAUGAUAUCGAUCAUCAUAAUCAUCGCUUUUUCCGGAAAUACAGCCAACUCGCAACCCAAUAAGGAGUUGCUAGGCGGUGGGUCCCAGUUUGUGAACAUCAACAAAACAGAGAUCGAGGCAGAAACCACUGAGUCAAUUAUUGAAGAUAGUGGCAGAAAGUUGACGAAAAGGUCUCCAGGAGGAGAUGGAGGCCUGGGUUCGACCGGCUGGUGGAUGUUGGGUUUCAAUCGCCUCGACGAUUCUAAAAUCGACGUGGUUACAGAAUCUUCUCAAGGCAAUACGAAAAGGUUGACGAAAAGGUCUCCAGGAGGAGAUGGAGGCCUGGGUUCGACCGGCUGGUGGAUGUUGGGUUUCAAUCGCCUCGACGAUUCUAAAAUCGACGUGGUUACAGAAUCUUCUCAAGGCAAUACGAAAAGGUUGAGGAGAAGUGCUCCAGAAGAAGAUGGAGUCCAGGGUUCUAUCGAGAGGUUUGUAAGAGAUUCUAAUCCUCGCAACGAUGUUGACGCCUCCAUGGCUACAAAAGCUCCUCAAGGCGUAUUGAACAUAAAUAGAAAUUCAAACGAGUUCAGCACCAGUAAGGGCUCACCAACGACCGAAGUUAUUCCUUCAGACGAGAUCAGCACCAGUACAAAAAAAAACUUAAGUUGGAAACGGAAUAAAGGAAGGGAGUACAAUAGUAAUAUAUGCUUAUUCUACGAUUUGCCUGAAAUUGCUUGCUGGGCUUUAUUUAAUAAGGACUAUUAAUCAAAUUUUAUAAAAUAAAUAUUUCUGGAUGUAAGAAAAUUUAUCAUUCUUAAUAAAAAUAAUUUAAAU